AUGGCUCUUUCAAAGCAUCCAAAUCUAUUAAGAGUGCUGGGAUCAUUUGUUCACGGAUCUAAACUCUAUAUAUGUAUACAUAUAAUACUAGGUUCUUGUUUGGAUAUCAUGAAAUUUGGUUUCCCAGAAGGAUUUGAAGAACAAACUAUUAUAGUCAUACUAAAGCAGGUAUUGGAAGCCUUAUGCUACUUACACAAGAGCGGAGAUAUCCAUCGUGAUGUGAAGGCGGGUAAUUUGCUAAUGGACGAAGAUGGCACGGUUCUGCUGGCUGAUUUUGGGGUAUCAAGUUCUUUGAUGGAAUCUGGUGAGAGAGGUAUACGAAAGACGUUUGUUGGCACGCCUUGUUGGAUGGCCCCAGAAGUCAUGGAACAGGCUGCCUAUGACUACAAGGCAGACAUCUGGAGUUUUGGAAUUACGGCUAUUGAGCUUGCUACAGGACAUGCACCAUUUGCAAAGCUAGCCCCUCUCAAGGUCCUUAUGAUGACAUUGUCAAAAGAUCCCCCGACCCUAACAAGGGAAACAAGAAUUAACAAAUAUUCAAGAACCUUUCAAGAAAUGGUUUCACUUUGUUUGAACAAAGAUCCCACUAAGCGUCCGUCUGCUGAGAAAUUACUUCAACACGCCUUCUUUAAACACAACAAAAAGAAGGAAUAUUUAGUAAAAGCAGUCCUAGCAGAGGUGCCUACCUUGGCUCAGAGACCCCACAAGACUAUUCCUCAAAGGGAUAUCAGUAUAACCAACAUUGACGAAUGGAACUUU
Phycomyces blakesleeanus NRRL 1555(-) is the source of this 759-nucleotide messenger RNA. RefSeq lists its product as hypothetical. The annotation marks the transcript as partial. NCBI's taxonomy places the organism in Eukaryota, Fungi, Mucoromycota, Mucoromycetes, Mucorales, Phycomycetaceae. Gene Ontology annotation, biological process: protein phosphorylation. Gene Ontology annotation, molecular function: protein serine/threonine kinase activator activity; ATP binding; protein kinase activity. The record is from RefSeq and is a predicted model, not a curated record. The transcript is spliced from 5 exons.